This is a messenger RNA of Toxoplasma gondii ME49, 4859 nucleotides long. RefSeq names its product Sel1 repeat-containing protein. Gene Ontology annotation, molecular function: protein binding. Bases 782 to 3820 code for a protein of 1012 amino acids. The transcript is spliced from 17 exons. NCBI's taxonomy places the organism in Eukaryota, Apicomplexa, Conoidasida, Eucoccidiorida, Sarcocystidae. The record is from RefSeq and is a predicted model, not a curated record.
GAACGUUUUUGCGGGUUUCUCUCGUUUUUUCUGGCAGAAAAAAGAGGCACGAACAGCAGUACAAAGGUGCCGUUCCGAGACGUGAAGGUUAUGAGCAGAAGAGGGAACGGAGGAACCCUGUGCUGACUCGGUUUCUCCUCUCUUCCACGCCCAGUGCUUGUGCGAGGCUGUAAAGUCCGGUUUCACCUUGAGGCCCUUUCCUCGUCUCACUCUGUCUUCGUUGUCUUUUUUAGCGUGCUUCGUCUCCCUGUGUUUCCGCAUUCUCGGCCUGUGUUGCUUCCUUUCCCCUUUCUGGCUUCUCCUUCCCUCUGUUCGCUGUCUCGUCAAUCCCCAGCCCCGUGUCUCCGGGGCCCUGUCGCUGGCUCUGUCGCUGUCUCUCGCCGUCUCCCAUUCGCUGUGUCUCCUUAGAUUUUUUCGCUCCUCGCCUCUUUCGGCGUUUGGUGUCCUCCUCUGUCGUCUUGUUUUCUGUCUUCCAUCUCCCUUCUCUGCUGUCCCUGUGGACUUCUCUUGGACGCUGCCUCUCUCAGUGUCUCUUUUCUAGCUUCAGCUCUUCGCGGCUGUCCCUCCUCUGUCUUCUUUUCCUUCUGUCUUCUUUGUUCGCUUGCCCUUUCGCCAUUCUUCCUUCGUUUCGUCCUGUCUCUGCGUCUCCUGCCCCAUCCGUCUCCCUUUCUCUCCCUCCUGUCUCCCUUGCGCUCUGUUCUGCUGUCUCUUCUCUGUUUUGAUCUCCGCUGGGUCGGUUGCCUCUUCUCUUUCCUGAGGCUCCUCAGGGACGCAGAGGAGAAUGAAGGAGAGAUAUUCUUGGAGAAUCUUCGCGGCUGUGUCUCUCUGUCUCCUUCUGCUUCUCUCCCCGUCGAAGCCGGGAGAGGCUUUAAGGCGCAGAGAAAGCGAGAAGCCGCGAGAAGACCGACCCCGAGAAGAUGCGGGACGAUUCUCGCCGCAAGAAGCUGGAGAGGCGCUCGAGAGGCUCCUGCCGACCCUCCAGGCGCGUGAGCACGAAGCCUUCCUCAACGUCACUCCUGAACGCAUGCAGAGGCUCCAAGCGGCUGUCGAGAUGAAAUACGGAGAAAAUGGCAAACUUGUGGAUUUCCCGAAAGCCACAGAGCUCUUGCGACAACUGGCCUCAGAAGGACGCCCCGACGCGGCAACUGCACAGGCUCUUUACGAGUUGGGAGAUAUGCAAGUUCGCGGAUAUCCGGGAGUCCUUGGGCGCACCGUGCGUGAUCUGAACAGUGCUGUCCGCGACUUCCGAGCUGCGGCCCUUCUCGGCUACGGACCUGCGCUGCAUGCGCUCGGUGUGGCUUACGCUGUCGGCCUCGGUUCUCUGGAGCCCAACGAGGCGGAAGCCACCCGCCUUCACUACCUCGCGUCGCUUACGGACUACAUCCCCGCAGUUCUCGCCACGGGAUUCCGGUUCCUGCACGGAGACGGCGUCGUUGCAGACUGCGAAGCCGCGCUUCGCUACUACAAGUUUGCAGCGGAGAGAGCUGUCCAGUUUUUGGCGCCUUCGCCAGCCGAAGGCGAAGUAGACACCAGCGGGCCUCCGCCUCCACUGGGCGAGGGCGACCGCCUAACCGAACAGACGACGGCGCAGUGGCGCGAACUGCAAACAGUGCAGACCCAACAAAAAGAAAUUCUGCAAUAUUGGGAGCAGCACGCGAAGGACGGGAACCCAAUGGCGCAGUACGAGUUGGCGAAGCUUCGAGAGCAGCAGCCGGCACCCGCGCGUCACCCCGCUGGCUCGUCUCCUGACGAAGAAAAAGUCGAAGCAGAGAGACUGCGCCAAGUUGCAGACCUUUACAAGGCGAGUGCGGAGCAGGGUCUGGCGCCUGCGCUGAGAGACCUUGGUCUUCUCUAUCUCCAAGGUCAAGGCGUCGAGCGGAAUUUCCAGAAGGCUGUCGAGUGCUUCAAGCGGGCCGCAGACCUGGGAGACCCGGAGUCGCAGAACUAUUUGGGGUAUUUGUACUACUUUGGAGCAGCCGCUCCGUCGUCGUCUUCAGAGCAGUCGUCCUCUGAGGGGGGCAUCGCGUCUGAUUCGCGGCAGAUGCAUCGUGACCAGCGUUCUCCUUACACUUCGUCUUCUGGGUCUCCCCCUGGGAGGCCUCCAGAAUAUCCGGUUGAUGGGGCCUUCGACUCUGCCGUGUCGUCCUCGCCGGAGUCCUCCCCAACUUCUGCGGAGGACACCUUUGUCAUCCCGAGAAAUGAAACCUUGGCCCUUCACUACUUCACACAGGCGGCUCUAAAGGAAUACCCUGAGGCCUUAUUUUUUCUGGGGGAAAUCGAGGUUCAGGCCUACACAGCGGCAACCACUCCGGGAGGGACUGAGGGCGAGACAGAGCGCCGACGCGAGAGAGCCUCCUCUUACGGUCUGCAUAAAACGAACGCCGGCGAGCAAAGGCAAGACGGUUUGAACGCGGGACGCGGCAGACGCGUAGGACACGCGCAAGAUGACGAGGCCCGCCUCCUGAAGGCUCUGCGCCUUUAUCAACGCGCUGCAGACGGAGGCUACAUUCUGGCAGCGUGGAGAGAAGCUCAAUUACUAGAAGCAGGGAAAGGAACUGCGAGAAGCUGCGAGGACGCUGCAUUGGCGUACAAACUCGUAGCUGAAGCGGGACCCUGGGUGGACGACGUUCGAAAAGGAAUCUCUCAGUACGUGGCGGGCGACCUGGAAGGAGCGUUGUUGACGUAUGCGUUUGCCGCUGAAGAAGGCUACGAAGUGGCGCAGGCGAAUGCAGCGUUUCUGUACAGUCGCUUUCGGCCUUCAUGGGAGUCGCGUCCGUCCACGGCGGCGAAGAGCUCCCCAAAACCGAGUUCUCAGAGACGGUCGCGCGACAGCGGAGGCGACGAGACAGACCCGGCGGGUCGUACAAAGAAACGCUGGCUCUGGAGCGCCUUUGGAGAUCUAUGGGGAGGUGAAGAACGCAAAGAAGCGGAAUCGAAGGCACUGCGCGAAGUGGACAGAAAGACGCUGGAGGCCAGGACGAAGCAAGGACUUAUCCAGAAUCCCCUCCAGAUGGAGGAGCUCUGCACAGAUGAAGCUUGCGAGCGAGAGCUGGAGGGUGAAGGCUUCACAAAAGCAGUCCUCAGCGACGAAGAAGACCGCGAGUGGGGUUCAAGGCGUCAGAUAAAUAGAGAACACGGAGGGCAGAAGCAGGCCCGUGGCGGGCGACGGACCCAAGGAGGACGCGCGGGAGAAGAAGAGCGAGAACAAAAGUCCGCGUUCGUGAAGUCGGGAGAGGAACGGAGAGAGCAGCGUUGGACGGGAGAAACAGGAGACUCAGAAGGCAUGUCUGAAGAAGACGCGGCGCCGCCUUUGCUGCCACAAAUCUACCGCAUGUGGAAUCGAGCCGCUCUGCAAGGCAACCCUGCAGCUUUACGCGAAGUCGCGAAGAUUCACGUUAACGGCAGCUCCGACGGAGUUAUUAUCGCCAGCCCCGAGCUCUCAGUUGAAGUGUUAAAAAUAUCCCUCGCCCACGGGGAUGUGAAGUCCCUCCCUGUCCUGGCGUCUCUGUAUGAAGCGGGGACGUCGUUAACACCUCCGAUGUAUGGUCGCGCCAUCGACCUCCUCAAGUUCUAUGCUGAAACCGAGCAAGCGCAGGCAGCCGCAGGGCCACAGCAGGCACUACGGUCGCGGGUAGGGACACCCGGGCAAGGCUGGCGGGAGGCUCUUCAGCGUCGUUUCAAGCGCUGGGGUCUCGCAGCUCGUAUUGGUCGCCUCAAAGUAAAGGAGAAAAUCCAGAAACGGCGUGGAGAAAUCAACCAGAAAGUGCCUGGGGAAAACGCGUUCAGCCGGGGAUGGUGGGGACAAAAGCCUAGAAACUGAGAGGCCCGGCACACAGUGCGCAAGCAGAGACCAAGUCGCAUAGAGUUCCACUUCAUUCUAGGCAGUAAACGGUUCAGCUCGUAACUGUUAGAUCCGGAGGAGACAAGGAUGGGGAACAGAUCUGCGGGAAAGUGGUGCGAAAUUCAACUAGGAAUUACGAAGAUGUCUGCAAGCGUUCAAAGUGGAGACAAGCUGGCAGCACACGACACAGACAAGCGAGCCCGUACAUUUUCAAGUGAAUCGCUGGUCGUGUUCUCGCGGCUGGAAGAGGCAUAGGAAGUGAGAGACGGGUUAGGGCGGGAGGAGGCGAAACCAGCCACAAGAAGCACUUUUUAACCACCGGGGAAGGGGAAAAGAAACGGUAUUCGUGGCGUAUAUAUGCCCAAAGAACGCGAAGAGUCAAGGAUUUGUUUUCAUUGAGAAUGCUAUGGAGGUAAAAGGUGAAUCACGGGUGUCUCUCACGUCGUUCAACACAGGCAGCGGAAAGUGACAGGGGGAAAGAGUCAAGUACAUGCUUGUCGCAAAGCGUGUUUGUCUGGGUCAAUGCCAUCUCUAAACAUGUCUUUGUCUCUCUGUGAGCUCUUUUUCCAUGAAUCUCCUGCUUUUCAUGUGAUCGGCUCGAGCGGGUGACCGGGACGGAAAAUGCAGAUGGACGUGAGAAUUUCUUCAACGUGCCUCUGCAGAAAAUUGCUGUUUUGCAGGGAAGGCCACCGUGCUUUCCCAGGUCUUAGCUGAAGUGAAUGCAAGUGUGAAGCAAGGAUUCAGGAGCCGAAGAAGCCACGCCGGGUUUCUAUGUUGAAGCCGGCCGUCGCUGGUGUACCCGGCUACUGCGGUAUGUGUCUCCCACACCAAGCCUGCUGAUCUGUCCCCAUUCUGUCGAUUCAUGCCACUUCUGUAAAAUAUGCUGUCUCUGUGCGUGGUUCCGUGGCGUCGCGUACAUUGGCUCAGUUACUUUUGUUCCUCCAAAGGUGGUGGCGAGCGGGGAGCUUGUGACAAUCGAGAUUUUCCUUCCCUCCAAAUUCCCGUUUUGUCUCUACCA